Pelobates cultripes (western spadefoot toad) is the source of this 12949-nucleotide messenger RNA. The record is from the annotation of a GenBank genome assembly. Lineage: Eukaryota; Metazoa; Chordata; Amphibia; Anura; Pelobatidae.
GCCAUAGCCAGACUUCCGGUGUGUAAAGAACGUAUGUGAAAAUGGCGCUCGCCAGGUGAGUCGCGCGAAGGCACCGGGACUUCUAUAAACAUACUGUUCCAGGAGGGAUUAUACGGCGUGGGAUAGGGUGUAUGUGCUGUAAUAGGUCGGGGGGUCAGUGACUGAGAGCUCCUACUAAGAAGGCUGGAUCAACGGGGGGGUUCGUGGAGAAUGCAUGGGGGGAGGGGAGGGACUGGCUGAGAGAGGGACACUGGCUGAGAGAGGGACACUGGCUGAGAGAGGGAGACUGGCUGAGAGAGGGACACUGACUGAGAGAGAGAGACUGGCUGAGAGAGGGGGACACAGACUGAGAGAGGGACUGGCUGAGAGAGAGGGACUGGCUGAGAGAGAGGGACUGGCUGAGAGAGAGGGACUGGCUGAGAGAGAGGGACUGGCUGAGAGAGAGGGACUGGCUGAGAGAGAGAGAGGGACUGGCUGAGAGAGAGAGAGAGACUGGCUGAGAGAGGGACUGGCUGAGAGAGGGACUGGCUGAGAGAGAGAGAGAGACUGGCUGAGAGAGAGAGACUGGCUGAGAGAGAGAGACUGGCUGAGAGAGAGAGAGACUGGCUGAGAGAGAGAGAGAGAGAGAGAGACUGGGCUGAGAGAGAGAGAGAGACUGGCUGAGAGAGAGAGAGAGAUCAGCUGAGAGAGAGAGAGAGACUGGCUGAGAGAGAGGAGAGACUGGCUGGAGAGAGAGUGGGUGAGAGAGAGAGAGAGACUGGCUGAGAGAGAGAGACAGACUGGCUGAGAGGGAGAGACUGGCUGAGAGGGAGACUGGCUGAGAGAGGGAGACUGGCUGAGAGAGGGAGACUGGCUGAGAGAGGGAGACUGGCUGAGAGAGGGAGACUGGCUGAGAGAGGGACACUGGCUGAGAGAGAGAGACUGGCUGAGAGAGGGGGACACAGACAGAGAGAGGGACUGGAUGAGAGAGAGGGACUGGCUGAGAGAGAGGGACUGGCUGGUCAGGAAUAAAACACACAUCCACAACUUUUCCAUGCUUGCUUGAGUAUCUGCUUAGAAAGUGUCAUACCAGCAUGUUUGAUGCUCCCUACUUCCAUAGUAUAAUACAAGUAUAUGUAUCAGUGCCACAUUGCACAUGUUGGUAUUAUAAUAGUUACAUUCCUUUACACUGCCUGGGCCAAAUGUAUUGACCUAUUUUUAAUAGUCAUCUUUUGUAGCGGAGAGCUAGUAUAAUCCACAGUAUCUCCGCUGGUAGACAGGAAAAACAUACAAUAAUCCAGUAAAGCAAGUACAGCAUACAAUAAAACCCGGUAGCGUUAUAAGGAUCCUUCCCUCCCAAGAACUAGACGACACAUAGGCUGGGAGUCAACUGAUGGUUUUUAUUCAUAAGCUCCAGUAUUUAUGUGCUUCCCCAUGCAAGGGGUUUCCAUAAUUACUUUACAGGGGUUGUACAGUAGGGGACUACAUGGGGAACUGAAUAUACAGGACAUUUCUCCUACCAUGCACUGCAGUAUGAGAGGGAUACUCCCAUAAUAAUAUCCUGUUAAGUGGAUUAUCCCUCUGUACAGCAGAACUGGCUUUUUACUUAAAACUCCAUAACUUAUAUACUAUUCGUGCCUUUGUACCGAAUGACCGUUCGGCAGAUAGCUGGGGUAUGAGCGCAUACUUCGUGAAAGUACCGCUCAGAUCUUAGCCGAACGCCGCACGAAAUACACUUUAAUAUAAACUCAUAAUUCCUCAAAGUCAUGAAUACACAUGUAGAGAGAAAGUACCGAAAGACCGUGGUCCCAAACGGCCUGGAAGUCCAGCGGUGUUCGUGCCGUCUAGUAGCCGAUUUUAAUUCCAGGCGCACGACGACCAAACACCGCUGGGCUAACAAAGGAUCCAAGAUGGCCGCCGCCGCGUGGUCGGUAUCCGAACAGUGGCCACCCUGAAAAUCUAUUAACUGCAGAGAGAUACAUUGUUGCCAUCCGUAAUGGGAGCCACACGACCCCCUGUGUGUGGUCUCCCAUUUGGUACUUUGUUCGUUUCACGAACAGUGUUGAAAUUCACUGUUCGUGAAACUACUAUAUGAAUGCUGGCAACUUUCCUGCCGCUAGCAUGCGAAUGCUCUCGUUCAUAUACAACACAGACUAGGGAACACGGACAUAUCAGGCAGUCUGAAAGCAACAAUAUCACAUAAAGGUAAAUACAGUCUUAAGUGGCUAGGUUUGCCACAUCUUUUCUUUAGAAUGUAAUUUAAUGAGAAAAGUGACAUUUUAAUUUCUGCAGAACCAAGAAAGUGGUGCGCCGCAUUAUUAUUAGUCACAUUGCUCUCUUCUCCCCCACAGUUUUUUGCCAGCUCCAACACAGCUGUCUCAGGAUCAGCUAGAGGCAGAGGAGAAGAUAAGAGCCCAGAAGUCACGCCAGACAGCACUGGUUGCAUCACGAAGAGAGCCACCUCCAUACGGACAUCGAAAGGGCUGGGUUCCGCGUGCUCCUGAGGUACGUUGCUUCUUGCCGAAAAGGAAACGUUAUGAAAAAUUACAUAUAUUGUAGCUAGAGAAAAUAUUGGUGUCUGGCUAACUGAGCCCAAAAUCUUAAGGAGACAAGCCCCUCUAUGUGACUAAAUCUGCACGAGCAAAGGCACAAGUUGUCAAACAUAAUAUCUUAGGUGGCAGAACGCGAAACUAUGGCGUUAGGAGUUAACCUGCUACAUUGGGGGACUAUCAAAAAUAUUGCCAAGGGGUGUCCUUAAUAUUGUCUCUGGUGGGGCACAAUCUGCAGAUUUAUUGAACUAUGAAAGUGGAAACUUAAGCACAAGAACUUAUUUGAAACUAACAAACGCUAAAUGUAAAUACUUUUUUUAAUACUGUGUAUCUCACGUCUGCUACUGGAAAUUAUUAGCAGUUAUGCUUACCCAACUGUAGGGUUUACUCACUAUAACAGUCAAGUGUCGACUGGAAACUUAAUUUGCAUGUAUUAGACCAUAAUAGCUAAGCCUACGCUAAAUUUUGCAGCACUUUUAGAUUUAAAUCUUUUUUUCAACGUAUUACUAUCCAUUGUUUAGUGUAUAAACUUCCUAAUGUGAAGAAGGACGUGAGAGGUGUUGAAGGAAGAUAUGACUGGGGUUGUUUACCUUUAGUGAUGCUUUUUGAGGGGUGUUUGGUAUUUCUCAUUUAUUCUAACUGUCUUUUCCUCUGCUUAGGAUUUCGGAGAUGGAGGUGCAUUCCCAGAAAUUCAUGUGGCACAGUACCCACUGGACAUGGGUAGAAAGAAGCGUGUGUCCAAUGCUUUGGCUGUUCAGGUUGAUGCAGAGGGAAAGAUUAAAUAUGAUGCCAUCGCUCGACAGGGGCAAUCAAAGGAUAAGGUAAGGAGGAACUCCAAGUCUGUGGCUUUAUAUGUGGAAAGAGAAGAUUUACAUUAACGUUGCAUCAACAUUGUUUCUAGACUUUGAACAAGAAAUGGGAGACGUCUGCACACAUAAUUAGAUAUAAAUGUACAAGAGUAUUGUUUCAUGAAAAAAAACAGGGUAUCCAUAAAGGGUAACAUAAAGUUUGGGUGGAUGGGAAUUUACGGGUAAAAUAUAGUUGUAGAUGCAUAACAUGCUCUCCCAGUGGAGAGCAAUAGUUCAACAGAGUUUGAGGUGCACAUUGCUGAAAACAUUUCAAAUAUUCAUUUUCUCUUAAAUCUAUUUGUUUAAGCAAAUGCAUGCACUUGGGGCAGGAGAAAUUAGGCAUAUGGUCAUAGUAUGAGUGCUGCAGGAGAGUUUAUUAAUGUCAGGCACAGGCAUUGGGACUCUUAAGACUAUGAAGGGUCAACUGAGGUGUUUUGGUCUAUUCAUUUCACUCAUUGUAGUCAGAUGACACGACGAUUUCUGCCUUUCACUCUUGUGUAUGCCUGUGAAAAAGGUGACCUCAGUGUGUCUUUGACCACUGAAAUGCGUGUAUACCAUUCAUAUUGUCUUGUAUGUGAUUCAAGUGCCCCAACUCUAAUCCCAGAUUUGUUUCUGCUACAGGUCAUUUUUAGCAAAUACACAGACCUGAUACCUAAAGAAGUGAUGAAUGAAGAUGAUCCCGAUUUACAAAGACCCGAUGAGGAAGCGGUUAAAGAGGUAAUUUAUCAUUCAUCCACCAUUUUGGAUUGUUAAACUGGAAUUAUCCUAAAUCAUUUCAAGACAGAGGGUCAGAAUAUUGGGACAGGUGCUAUGAGGAAAGUACAGUUCAUACAGAUAGAGGAUGGAUAUUUGGACAGAGUGCAGGUUCUAUGUGAAUGAUGAGGGCAGUGUCACCAUUUGACUAAGUAAAAGUGCAAAAUAUUCCCAUAAUAUUAUAUGUAUUGUUGUAUCUAGUGUGCAGGCCAUACACACUAACCGUCAGCUUUUUUUCACCACUCUUAGCUGACAGAAAAAACCCGUCAGGCUCUCGAUAAGGCUGUAUCCCAAAAGAUAGCAGCCGCAAUGCCAGUCCGGGCAGCAGACAAGCUGGCACCAGCACAGUACAUCAGGUAAGCUGGCAUAAAUACUGAAGCUAUUAAUAAUUUGCACAAAAGAUAUUGGAUACAUUUAACGGUGGUGGCAUUUAUGUUAUUGAUCAUUUUUGUUUUUUUGGGGGGAUUUUGUGCGUUUAUGACCUACAAUAAUUAGGCAUAUUUUUUUUUGUUGUUCUAAUUUAUUUUUUAUUUGCUGCAUUAUUUCAUAAUGUGCAUUCAUACAUAUUCAUAUAGAUCUUGUGAUCAUGAAAUUAUCAAAAGUUGAUUGGAUUCUGCAGAGUUCCUUGGAGUUAGUUGAGGUCCAGCAAUAGACUGGUAUGCCCAAGGUACAGAAGGUGCCUCCAACCCACUACUAUGAACUAAGGCAUCUUAUUGGAUGAAGCUAACCUAGUAAAUGUCAUAAACUCUAUCUGCACACAUGUUCUGCUUAUUAUACGUUUAUAAACUUGGCGUAUUCACUGUAUAGUCAGAAAAUGAUGAGUGUGGACCAUAAUAUGCAUGUUUGUCUUCCUAUAGGUACACUCCAUCGCAGCAGGGUGUCGCGUUCAAUUCUGGUGCCAAACAGAGGGUAAUACGAAUGGUGGAAAUGCAAAAGGAUCCAAUGGAGCCACCUCGUUUCAAGUGAGUUGUUUUUUUUGUUUUGUUUUUUAAAUUCUUUAACUUGUGUUCUUUUUGAGCUGUUUAUGGUAAAAUGCAUCAUGUUCUAUUAAGGGAGUCCCUAUAGAUAUAUUGUAACAGAUGAGUGGGUUGUGUUGAAAUGUGCAGGGAAAGGAUCUAACAUGUUUUUUUGUUUUGUAGAAUUAACAAAAAGAUCCCACGUGGUCCCCCGUCCCCUCCAGCCCCCGUCAUGCAUUCUCCAAGCAGGAAGGUAAGUGUCAUGCUCUCUGAUCAAAUUGAUCUAAUGGCCAAAGGGUCAUGUUUGUCCCUUUGUUAGUUACUAUGCAGCUCUUUGAAGCGCUCCUUGCAUUUCACAGAGUUUAACAGCAUCUUGCAAAUCCUCAUAGGAAAACAUUGAUCAAUGCUUUCCUAUGGGGAAGGCCUAAUGUGUGAGCAUAGCUUGCUGUGCGUGUGCAUUAGGUUUCCUCUUGUGCUGACUUUCGGAGGAGUUUGAGACAGAGUUUGAGACAGAGUGUUUUGAGAGAUUUUUUUAUUUUAUUUUUUUUAACCCUUUGAUUGCUGUGGUGGCAGAGGGACACUAGUGUUGGGAAUAUAGCUGUGUAUUCUUAGCACUAUAGCGUUCCUUUAACUUUGUAUCUGUGCAACAGAUGUCACUUGUCUCAUAGAGGCUGCAUUGUUAUAGUUUAUCACAUUUUUGUAAAUGUGUUCAAUUAGUGUCUCUUGUAGCUCCUCUGAAUCACUUAUAAAUCCCUUAAGUUGAGGACAUUUUCUUCUUUUGAUGGCCCCUCUUUUAUUUUGUACAUCACCUCUUAGAAUCUGUACCACAUUCAUGUUACCUGCCUGUUUAUUUUAAACCUUUGUAUCAGCAAAUGUGCCGGGCUGUGCACUGCAUUUGUAGGGUUACGUUCCAAAUUACCUGCAAUAUCAUGGAAAGCAUUUGUGUGUUGUUCAGCUGUGAUGCAAAAUGUAUUUAUGUUAACUUUUUGUAUUUCAGAUGACUGUCAAGGAACAGCAAGAAUGGAAAAUCCCUCCGUGUAUCUCCAACUGGAAAAAUGCCAAAGUAAGGUCAAGGCUAGAGUGUACUUCAAUAUAGGAUGUAUAGAGAAAUGCUGUUGCCAUCAGGUGGCUCAUAAAUAAUCAGGUUGCCUGGCAACACCAUCAAGGAGCUGGCUUACAUUUUAAUUUUAAAAUAAGUAUUACUUUUCAGAAUUGUUGGAUUUAAUACAGAGGAUAUAAAGUUAUAUUUAAUGCAGUAGGAGAGCUGUAUUUUAGUGUUUCCCAUUAAUGUGGUGUAGUUUGAUCACUUAUCACUUUCAUGUGAUGUUAUUAAUUGCUGAUUUUGAAUACAAAUGUUUCUUGGUGCGUUGGCUACAUUUCUUCCAACACAAAGUAGAGCAAACAUAUAAUUAAUUAAAAGAAAAAAGUAAAUAUUAGAAAUGUUUGCUCUCUAUGUAUAGUCCUGCCUCACAGAUUGUCUGCAUAUGUGUUUGAAGGCUAGUCUAUCAUCAUAUUGCAGAUGUAGCUAUUAGUGGAUUGAAGGAAUUUACUAAAUGAUUGCUUUGGUAUUUGUAUUUAAACUGUAGAUACUCAGUGUGGUAUGGUCAAAUAAACACUUUUUUUCUCUCCUUUGUUUAACGUAGGGUUACACUAUACCACUGGAUAAGCGUUUAGCAGCAGAUGGCCGAGGGCUGCAAACUGUUCAUAUCAAUGAAAACUUUGCCAAGUUGGCUGAAGCCUUGUACAUUGCUGACAGAAAGGUAUGUGUGUCUGACAGUGAAGGGUCAAACUAACAAGAACAGAAUGUCUGUGAUACUCAUUUCAGCAACUGCAAUAUUACAGGCAUGUUAGGAGUGUCUUAGUCAUUAUAAUUCUGUCAGCUGCAAUAUAAGAUUUUUUUUAAUUCUAGAUAUCUUGCGACAAAAAGCCUGCUCUAUACACUGCAUUGGAGAAUGAUUGAAUUCCACAAGAAUAUGUUGUAAAACCAUUCAUUGGCUUGUAUAAAGGGCCUAAGCACAAGUUUAGGAUAUCAAUAGACUAUAUUGCAUGGCUGUUUUAUUUUUCCUUUAAGAUCCUUGUCCAAGUGAUACACCUUUCUGUUUCUUUCAUUGGUUUGUUUAGAUCCAAACCAGAACACAGUCUGAAAAGCUGUACUUUAAAUAGUUGGAGAUUGCUAAGGGAACUUGGAAAUGGGGUCAGGAAAUUCCGUUAACUAUUCACAGUUUAUUGAAUGGCAUUAUUGUUUUGCAUGCCAUCCUGACAUUGCCAUUCACUAAACAUGGAAAUGUGGAUAUUUCACAAGGGGAUUGCAAAUUUUAGACCAAAUUAUUGAAACAAGAAAAUCCACUAAUUUUCCAGCUUUAGAGAGGUUUGCUAAAAACCUAAAUCCCUUCUCAAUUUGCAAAGUCUUGGUUUUAUUAAUAAUCCUGUUAGGGCUUUAGAAACGCAAUGAUCGUGAGUCAAUGCUUACAGAGCAGAUGUAUUUAGAGACCUUAGUGUAUUGGGAUGUGUAUUGUACAUGGUGUAUAUAUCAUGAGUGUCUUUCCCCAGGCACGAGAAGCUGUGGAGAUGCGAGCGCAGGUUGAGAGGAAGAUGGCUCAGAAGGAGAAAGAGAAGAAAGAAGAAAAGCUUCGGGAACUGGCGCAGAUUGCAAGAGAGCGCCGUGCUGGGAUAAAGUCUCAUGAAGAAAAAGGUGGGAAUCAGCAGCUGGGGUUAAUGUGUUUUGGAAGAGUAGUACAAUGUGUGUAAUAUAAAAAAAACAAUAAACAAUGAUACUAAGUGAAAAUAAGAUCCAAAAAGCAUUGUCUUAAACUGUUAAUUGGAUUUUCUGCCGCUUACACCUGCUGUGUUUAUUGAUGCAGUAAGACUGGUGCCUUAAGUCUGCCACCCUUAACCGUGCCUCUCCACCAUUUCUACCUGUCGCUUUUAUGUGCGUGUCCAUCGCUUUUAUUUGUUUCCAAACAUGCAGUGUGAAGCUGGUGAGGGGGAUUAUAGUAUAAAUGGUCCAUCCUCCGUGCACUAAUUCCUAAUUACAGUGGUGUCCGAGGUCUGAGCAGAUACUGGAUGGAGAUUUUGGUGGCAAAGUGUUGUUGUAUGAUAACCUGCAUUUUAGUUUGUGGUUUGUACCGAUUGCAAACUGAAAUGUCAGUAAAAAAUGUCCUGCAGCAGCUGAGGUAAGUGAGUCACAUAGAGAAUAGUGUACUUAAUGCCAAAUGGUUAUUAACCAAUUCCUAAAACAGAAGACUGAAAAAAAAAAAAGUAUGCGGAACUAACUUUGCAGAUUUUAACUCCACUUUGUGCUAAUGCAUAAAAAGUUAUUUACACCCAGUAUGUUUCAAACAAAUAUAUAUAUAUAUAAUAUAGUAACCUUGCAAAUUUACUUCUGCAGAGGAUAGUGAAGCGAGAGAGAGGAAUGAAAUCCGUGACACCAGGCGUAAAGAGCGACAGCAUGAUCGUAACCUCUCCCGAGCGGCUCCAGACAGGAGGUGAGAUAACAUACUAUGUUCAAGAUGUCUAACCAGGGACCUUGAUGAUUAGACUCAAAACUUUUUUUUUUUUUUGUUUUACUUUUAUUUUGCUCAUUAGGCCCAAACUGCAGAGAAACGAGGAUAGAGAUAUCAGUGAACAAAUUGCUCUGGGCAUUCCCAACCAACGGGCAUCUAAUGACAUUCAGUAUGACCAGCGACUUUUCAACCAGAGCAGGGUAAGACUUCUCUAUGUAUUUACACCAUGUCUGCAUUAAAUUAGAUGUUGAUCUACAAUCUCAGCGCUCACACGGAUGUGUGAUAUAAUGUCUGAUCUUUACAGUUGGAUCUUGAUAAUUUGUUAAGAAUCAGUAGAAUUUGUCUGUGGGAGACUUCAAAAUAAUAGGCGGUGGAGAUGGUGGUUGUUGGAAUUUGAUAGCCAAAAAGACUGGUACGAAAUUAAUAGGUUUCUUGUUAUUUUAUGCAGCCAAAGUUACAGGUGAAAAUAGUUUAGCUGGAAUUUUAUUGCUAAAAUGGCUUUUAGUGCAGUAUUUCACAUCUAAAUUGGAGUUGUAAUGUAGGCAUUUUGGUGCACUAAAUGUCCGGGGAUGUAAAAAGAUGUAUUUCCACUGUUGCAUCUGUUUUGGCAUAUGUGAGUCUUCAGUUAAAGGGACACUGUAGGCACUAUAGCUAUUUCAUUAAACUGGAUACAAUGCCUGGAGUCCAUUGGCACUGCCUUCAUUCAUUGUUAAAUAAUUUUCUAGCAUUAUAAGUGAAUGGGAUCCCUGGCUUCCCAUAGCGCCAACCCCGCUGGGGAGCAUAUGGCUAAGGAGAAUUCAUAACAGCAAUGGCACCGAUAGGCUGACACUCUCAACCAAUCACAGCUGCCUAUUGUUGCAUAUGCGAAUGAUUCCUAAUUAUCCCAAGUAGCACAGAGGGCAUUGGUUGCUGGUGACUUUUUAAAAAAAAAUUUUUUUUUUACGGUUAAAUCAUUUAAAAACGGUUCUAUGCUGAAUGCAAUGACAGCACCUGGGGACUCUAGACACUAUUACCACUUCAAUGAGAUUAAGCAGUUAUGGUGCCUGCAGUGUUCCUUUAUGUAUAUAUUGCAUAAUUCUUGCAUUUUGUUAAUUUCAUUAUUAUAAUCUUUUAAGUUUAACAACCUUCCAUUCCGUAUUCUCUUUCAAGGGCAUGGACAGUGGGUUUGCAGGAGGAGAGGAUGAGGUUUAUAACGUUUAUGACCAGCCGUGGAGAAGCAACAAGGAAAUGGCACAGAACAUCUACCGUCCCAGCAAGAAUACAGAUAAUGAUGUGUAUGGUGCUGAUCUGGAUACACUGAUGAAAACUAACAGGUGAGAGAACUAGAGCAAGUUCUGGCUGGUAGGAGAGAAUAAAGUUUAUUAUAGUUGUUCCACAUGGUGUGAGAUCAUGUGCCUAAAUGAGUAACAACCCUAUACGAAAUUCUUGUUACAACAUCUGCAAAUUGGACUCUUAAUUCUAAUACAUGUGUCUUGGUUAUUAAAACAAGAUGGAUUGCUUUAUGAUGCUAAUCAGCCUAUUUUUUAAGAAUCAUGCAAGGAUUAUUUUAGCGAAUAUCUUCACUACCAGGUUAUUUAAAAAAAGACAACUUAUUUUUUUUUUCUUUCAUGUUGUUUCAUUGGGCAUUAACAGCAUUCAGUACUAAACAGUAGCGGGAAAAAGCUGAGCAAAAUAAUAGAAAUAUUUAUAUAAUAAGUUUGUAUAGAAGCAGUCAUGAUAUGUAUGCAUACCUCCGUUGCUCAUGUCUGUGUUUUUAGGCAUGCAGAGAUUAAAGUAAUUAUAGGAGCACCAUCUUCUGGAAUGUGUAUGUUUCACUUCUUGUAAUCCCAGGGGCAUCACGCUAGUGCUGGAAUAAACGUUAUCAAAUGAGAAUGUAUUUUAAGGUUAUUGGAUUAGGUUUGGAAAUAGAAAGAUUAAUUUGGCCACACUUGUUGUAUACUCUUAUAAUAUGAAUUCAUAUGUGAUUGGAAGAUUUUAUGAUGAUGUCCUCAGAGGUAGUGAGCAGCCUGUAUGAGAUAUAUCUCUUAGCCAGUACAAGUGGGACUUUUGCAGGUUCUAUCUUCAAUGUUAUUUAUUUUCUACAGGUUUGUUCCUGACAAAGAGUUUUCUGGCUCAGACCGCCGGCAGCGUCGGGAGGGAGGACCUGUUCAGUUUGAAGAAGAUCCCUUUGGCUUGGACAAGUUUUUGGAAGAAGCCAAGCAGCACGGAGGAUCUAAGCGUCCCGACAGUGGCCGUGCUAAGGAACAUGAUCAUGAUGGAAAGAAACGCAGAAAAGAAUGAGGAGCCCUGCUCCUUAUAUAGGACUGGUUACUCUGCUGGAUGGUCAUGUAGUAGGGCCCCUUUCUUUAAAGACACAUUUUUAAAAGCAGAAAUGUAUUUUCCAAAUCUACCUUUAGGUUUUGUGUAAAGAAACAGGACAGGAAGGUAAGAAUCUACAGGUCCCAAUUGUAUAUAGAUUUAUAUAUUAUUUUUCAAAGGCAGGGUAUUAUCUACUACCAAGCUUGCAAUGCUACCAAGACAACUAACUGGGGAGCAUAAGGGAUUUGUGUACAUAAACUAACUUUUUUUUCCCCCACCUCUUCCCCUGAAGUGAGCACUUGUUUAAUAAAUGAAUGUCCUAAAACAAAAACUGAUUUUCCUUUAAUGGUUAAGAUCUAAUGGCAUUUUUCACUUGUGACCUAAACAAGGCUAUAACUUACUGCAGGCUUUGUUUUUGGUGGGGCGGGUGAUGCGACACCUUCCCAAUAAAUUCAGACAUCGGUAUUGCCGUGAUAACAAAUGUAUCAUUCAUUUUCUGAGAGGUGAUAUCAGGACUUUCUCAACAGAAAGCAACCUUACUAGGCCCUUGUCUCUAAUAUAUAUUACACACAUUUUAGAGACAAACCUCGUAUGGCAUAUUUAAAUAUAGUGGCUUAAUGAACAUGUCAAAUAUUUAGACUAAGCAUACUGGAAGAAUGAAAGAGUUGUCAACUUUAACUUGAGCUUUGAAAAAUGAACCUUGAAUUCCCAACAAUUCUCUCUUUAGUAAGUAACCCUGUAUGUUAGAUGUAGGAUGUGCUCACCCUUCCAGGAGUGCAGUGAAAGUAUUCUUCUUGCACUCAGGCUAUCUUUUCAGUACUUGUGUUGGAAAGGAGGAGAAUAUAAUUCAGUUUUUAUUUUGUUUUAUUUUAAGUUUUUAAAUCCUCUAUAAUAAAGCACUGUUUUCAGUCUCGGUCAGGGUUUCUGGGCAGACUUCUUUUCAGUUGAACCUGGAGCUGAAACAAGAAAAUAAGACUGUUACAUACAUCAUAAGGAGUGUUCUGUCUAUUUCAAACAAGCAGGUUUGUUUAUGAAAGUGAGAAUUUAAAGUCAAAGAACCAAACAUUUUCUAUGUUGGCUAUGCUUUCAGUUUGACUAUUUCCUUAAAGGGACACUCCAGCUACUUGAAGUGGAUGCUGUGCCCCUAUUACACUUAGUGCCGCAAUGUUAAACACUGGGGGGGGGGGCGCUUCCGUAAUCUAAAUAGAAUUUUGGUCCGUUAUCUGACGCUGGACGUCCUCUGCGUCAGAUAAGUAGCUGAAGAGGCCCUGCAGGUUUUUUUUCUGGCACUGGCGAGUCCCUUUAAAAGUAAAAUUCACUUUAAAUUCUCACUUUAGUAAAUAACUCUCAAAGUACUGAAGCUCGCAAUGCUCCCUACAAACCAUUUUCUCAAACACGGACGGUACAGCAGCCUGAAAUAAAACUGUCCUAGGAGGUAGAUACAGAAUAUCUUUGCAGAUGCUGGCAAAACUAUAGGUUGUAGUUUUCUAAACUGACUUAAUCCUAUAAACCUCUUUAUUCAUUGUUAGAUGUAGCUCAGUCUCCAGCUGCAGUACCAGUCAGAUGACUAGUGCAAAAGCAAUGAGUAACACUGUUCCUCCAAACCCUUGCAGCUGGAGUGAGAAAGGGACUCGCAAAUUCCAAACAAGUUGGGUGUAACGCGAACACACACAAAAACCACAGCUACUUCAUCUUAAAGAAAAAUUGCAGUCUUAUGGCUCAAUAAAUUUGCCUAAAAUAAGCAUUUGCUAGGGCCUAUUAUUUCCAUAUUUAAUUUCUCCUUUGCUGACUACCAGUUGAAAUGGAUGGGAAAAACACAUAACAGUAACUGUCAGCAAAGAUGGAAGUUUUCAGUUAACAGAUAAAGGGAUGGUUAAACAUUAAAUGUUAAGAUCCACAACCCAAAUACAUAUGUUAAAUAUACUGCAGAUUCUAGCUAGUAUUUUCUUUUCUACCUUUGCUCCUUCGAUGAGGUGUGUGUCCUUUUGAAGCGUGUUCUGCAACCCUUCUUCUGACGUGAAUGUGACCCAACUGUAUCCUUUGUGGAACCCAGUCUCUUUGUC